Molecule: messenger RNA, 1308 nt
Organism: Fusarium keratoplasticum
Lineage: Eukaryota; Fungi; Ascomycota; Sordariomycetes; Hypocreales; Nectriaceae
Exons: 3
Coding region: 1-1308 (435 amino acids)
Source: RefSeq, a predicted model, not a curated record
AUGUCACCGCUCCCAUUGUGGCUGUUGGGUAUUCAAGCCGAGAGCGACGCGACAAGCAAUGUCAGCCAUCUUCUCUUGUCCCAGUGGAGGAACCCAAGCGAUAUUCUUUCUGUCUUGUUGAUUCUAGGCCCCGAGAUCGUCCAACGGGCGGUGGCACAGCUCGCAGGCCGCAGAGUGACCCCUGUGGCUUUCUCUUUUGGAUGGGUGGCCUACGCGACGCGUGCUCUCUUGAACACGUUUGGAGAUGGCCGUCUCAUACCCGAGGCUGACAUGGCCAACACCUGCGUGAUCGGCGCUGCCAGCGGCCACAGCAGAAGCACUUCCGCUUGGAUUCUGGGUCGGCUGCUGCGUGACGAAGAUGAUCGUGUGGACAGGGAGAUGCGCCAGGAACGUGCUCAUGUGCCGCCUGGGGCCACCGAGCGUGUGCCUAAACCACAGCCUGACGAAGCCGCCCGUCCCGAGUGGGAGGCGCUGCGGGUGACUCUGUACACUGUUGACGAAAAUCCACCUCUCCCGCACGGCGUUCCGGUCUUGGAUAGAGUAUGGUACUCUGGGGUCGUGGUCAUCGCUAUCCAGAUUGCGAUAGCCAUCAUCCCCUGGGCUGUAGAAGGCGACUGGAGCGCGUUUCUCAUUACCGCCGCAGGAAACAUUCUUGCCCUCACUGGCGCCUCGAUGCCGCAGUGGUGUCAAGAGAAGUGGGCAUGUCCAAAACCUCCCCAAGGUGGCAGUACCGUCUCAAUCACGCAGGGAAAUGGCAGUCGGCAUGCCGUUGUAAUUCUUGGCUGCAAGGGCGUUGGUCUCGACCUCGAGAUAUUGGCGCUUGGGACUCGCACGGCACGACCCAGCAACUUUACCAGGCUGGCGUCGACAAUCUUGGCGCUCCUUUGGAUCAUGCUGCUUAUCACUGUUUCGGGACUGGAUGGAGGAAACUCAUGGUACCUCCUCGGAAUAGGCCUGCUUGGAAGUAUCCAGAAUAUGCAUGCUGCCGGCGCCUCGCGGAGACCCAGCGCACUAGGCAUCCACCUCAUUCACAAGGAGACAAUUCGGGCAAACAGAGUUGCGUCGGUAUUGAGGGAAGUAGAGGAGAAGUAUCCCACCGUCGGUACAUCGCUACUGGCUGUUUUCUUCCCGGGCUCCCUGCGCGCAAAGGGUGAUGAUCUUGUUUUCUGGCGCAAGGCCAUUGCUGCCCGAACGGCUCCUAAUAAGUUUGGCAGCCGGGUGGAUGAAUUUCCUACUCAAGAAUGUGGACCAGAAAUGCGCCGUGUCGCAUCGUAUCACCAAGGCCCCUCUGACACACGGGCUGUUUGA